GUGUAUGCUUUUUCGAACUAAGAAAACCCAAAGAGAUUAACAAAUAAAUUUCCGAGCUUUAAAUUAUAUAUUUGCACAAGCAAAAGCACCUUUCUCCUGAUUACAGCAAUUUCAGCGCGUAAAAACCCGUACACUCUUUGUUAUAUAUAUUGUAAAUAAAACUGAUGAUGAAUGGCUAAGCAGAUGAAAGAAAAAUAUGUAUAGCGAACAGUAGCUGCGCAUAGCGGAGAACAGAGAAAACAUUAGCUGCUCGUAUUCUUUAUUUGCACUCAGUAGAAUUUAAGUGAUUUACCCGCGUCGUUGGUCAACUUUUGUUUUACAGCUAAUCGUGGCUUGAAAAAACCAAUGAAAUAAAAAACUUAUCAGCACACAAGCGAAUUCCGCUUAGAGAGGCGCUCAGCUACGGAUUAAGUAUUUCAGUUUAUUAAAAGACGCUGCGCAAAGCAGAUAAACGCCGCUGCCUCAGAACGUAUAAAAUUUAAAUAUUAAAAUCGUAUGAAAUACAAUCAGCAAAAUGCUUGUCUCAUCAACAGCAAUCAUAGUUGCGCUCAGCUACCUGACAGUCGCUGCAGUCAACGCCACGUCGCUGGGAUAUGAGGUGCCGAGAGCAAAAAUAGAAGUAUUUUUCCCAAAGGGCUUUGAGGUGUCCAUACCACAUGAAGAGGGCAUAACGCUUUUCGCCUUUCACGGCAAGUUAAACGAAGAAAUGGAGGGUUUAGAAGCUGGCACCUGGUCGAGAGAUAUAGUCAGAGUAAAAAAUGGACGUUGGACCUUUCGCGAGCGCAAUGCAAAGUUAAGAAUUGGCGAUACGCUAUAUUAUUGGACGUAUGUGAUUAAGGAUGGUUUGGGCUAUCGCGAAGAUAAUGGUGUUUUUGUGGUGCACGAGUAUGGGCAUGCGAAUGCCCAACCUACUGGUGGCGAUAUUGAAGAACCCAAGCGUAAAGGUAAUGGUAGUGGAAACACCGGUGGCAGUUUUGCAACCAGCAUAAGUGGCGGUGGAGUUGGGGCUCCUGGAAGCAGUAAUAGUGGCAGCAACACAGUUAAUAGCGGCGUCACACUCAUUGACACGGUCGUCAACAGCGGCGCACACAAUCAAAAUGACGGCGCCGGUCUUAUUGAUGUACGCAUGGACGACAGCUGCAGGCUUUCGCCAUCUUGCAAGAACGGCGGACAACAAGGGAGUUGCAACAAUCAAUUGCUCUUCGAAGAAAACUUCAACGGCACACAGCUGGACAGCACACAUUGGACGGCGGAAGAACGUUUCGGCACAAAACCUGAUCACGAAUUCGCCUUAUAUUUAAAUACAAAAGAUGUGCUGCAAGUAAAGAAUGGUUUCCUUAGAAUGCUACCAAAAUUGACCACCCGUCAUUUGCAACAACAAAACCAACAAUUAAAUAUCAAAUAUGAUAUCGGACCCAAUUGCACGGGCAGCCCCGAGAGUGAGGAGUGUGUGCGUAAUGACCAGGCGUCGAAAUUCCACGCAAUACCACCCUUCAUUUCGGCGCAAAUCUCCACCAAGCAGCACUUCACCUUCAAAUAUGGACGUGUGGAGAUACGUGCCAAAUUGCCACGCGCCCAUUGGGUCUUCCCGCAGCUGUGGCUACAGCCAGCUAACGCCGCUAAGUACGGCGCGGAGGACUAUCAAUCGGGUCAAAUGCGUAUCGCCUUCUCCUAUUUAAACGACACACAAAUGCAUCUCUUCGGUGGCGUUCUCUUGAAUGCGCACACCUCAUGGCGUUGGGUGAAAAUGUGUGAAUUGGGACAAGCAGAUAAAUUGGAUUUGGGCAAUGAUUUUCAUAUUUAUACGCUAAUUUGGCGUGAGCGGGGAAUUUCGUUGGCUAUAGAUGAACAGACGUACUGCCAGUUGGAUGUAGAGAAGGAUGGCUCGUUUGCUGAUUUAGUGAAAAAUUCCCGGGAGUUGCCAAAUGCGAGUUUACUUAGAAAGAGUGGCAACAAAAUGGCGCCUUUCGAUCAGGAAUACUACCUGACGCUGGGUUAUGGUAUCGGUGGCGUAAAUGAUUUUAGUGACGACUUGCAUAAUUGGCAACCGCCGAAGCCUUGGGAAAAUGACAAAACUCAUGCCGCCGCAAUGGACGCGCUGUUGAAGCAGGUGGAGACGAAUUUCGAGAAUUGGCUGGAGUUUGGCGAGAUGCUGAUCGACUAUGUGAAGGUGUAUGCAAUUUAGUGGUUUAACAUAUUCCAAAAUAAAAUGUUGUUCAUUGAGAAAAAUAAAAAUAAAUAAAAAGAAAUAUAGAUUACUAAGGAGUUAACCCAA
Molecule: messenger RNA, 2275 nt
Organism: Ceratitis capitata (Mediterranean fruit fly)
Lineage: Eukaryota; Metazoa; Arthropoda; Insecta; Diptera; Tephritidae
Product: gram-negative bacteria-binding protein 3
Exons: 1
Coding region: 515-2185 (556 amino acids)
Biological process (GO): carbohydrate metabolic process
Molecular function (GO): carbohydrate binding; hydrolase activity, hydrolyzing O-glycosyl compounds
Source: RefSeq, a predicted model, not a curated record